GCAACAGAGUAAGACUCUGUCAAAAAAAUUAAAAAAAAUAAGAAUUUAACACAGUAUCUAGAACCUAAAAAGUGCUCAAAAUGGCAGCUGAUAUUGAUACUAAUAGAAACAAAUGAUGACACCCAGGAGAUAAAGCCACCGGCGGCCUCAGAGAAGUAUGGCUUUUGGUGUCCUGAGCACUGAAUGGGAAUUUCCUCCUGUCUUCGCCGGGACGCCGUGACAUGUGAUGAUGUGAAGACAGCUUCCUGGGGUGUCUUAUCUGUCAUCCCUCACAGACUCCUGGUAAAUCAGUGACUCCAGCUGAAGCCAUUUAUUCACCCCAGCCGUUCACUGAGCAUCUCCCAGGUGUAUGGGGCACGGGGGAUCAGAUACAGUCCCUGCCUUCAAGGAGCAGGGGCCAGGACAUGGCAGUGUUGUGUGGAUACAGCCGUGCUGGAGGAAGGCAGGGACCCCAGGGCAGCUCUCCCAGGCUGAGGGUGUUAUGGGGGGCUGCCCAAGGGUCCAGACGGCGGAGGAUGAGGAAGAUGCACUCGAGCAAGGAAGGCAGCCCUUGCAGAGGGAACUGUGGGUGCAGAUAUUGUAACCCCUGGGAUCACAGAGAUCCAGGGAGUGUCUCUGGAUAGCUUCUUGGAGUCCUGGGCAUGAGGGAAUGGGAGGACAGAUGGGAGAGGUGAGCAGGGCCCGGUCAAGGCCCUGUGGACGCUACACUGAGGAGUCUACAUCCCAUAAUACCAGCUACUCAGGCAGUACUCCCCAACCUUGCUGCUCAGAAGACUCCCCUGGGGAGCUUUAAAAAUCCUGAUGCCCAGGUUGAUACUAUACAGAUUAAGUCACAAUAUCUGGGGCCAGGAGCCAGGCAGCUGUCCUUUUUGAAGACCCGUAGGUGACUCCAGUGUGCAUGCAGGAAAGUAUGGGAACCUCUCAGAGCUGUGCUGGCAGAGCAGUUUUACUGGGGUCAGACCAGGUACAGGGAGCUCUGGUUGUGGCCUUUGUCCAUUGCUGUGGUGUAAGUUUUCCCAUCGUGGCCACUUUGAGCCUAGCAGCUCCACGUCACUGAGCUCAGAGUCAGGACAGGCUGGGUACACAGCCGGCUUGCACACCUGCAGGAGCUGGCUCCAGCACACGCCGGGCUCUGGCUAAAGGACUGCCUGAUGGAGACACGAUUAGACAGAAGUCUAGAAAGCGUUCGUUUGGAGGGGAAAGACACCAGAUGGGAGGCUGCUGAACUGAGAUUUUCGGGCAGCCUUAAGCAAGGUAGGAGUGGUGGGGUGUAGGGGAAAGGUGUGAGGUGCUGUCUGCGGUCCUCGGGCCUCCUGACUGCUGAUGGAGAGACCGCUGCGCUUCCCGCAGCCUGGAGUUCUCCAGACCCUGACUGUCCUAAUGGCUGUCUCCCUAAACUCAGCCCGUGGGCUAUAGGAUUGAACUAAUGAGUUUAGGGACCAGAUAAGAGUAACUGACCCUUUGCUCAGAGGGGAGGAGGAUGGGGUAGAGGAGAAGGGAAGCUACACAAUGCAGCCACAGUGGUGGCCCCUGCCCCCACCUGCAGCUCGUUCCUGUGGCUUCUGACGCUCAUUGACCUCAGGAUUAGGUGACUCCAGAGAAGGUAGAUGCUGGUCAUUGUCAGAGUAGGACAGAAGGGAGGAAGCCUAUGAGGCCUAGGAACCCAGACAAAAAGGAUGCUUCCCGGAGGGUGAGCUCCAGGGAGAACAGGAGGCCCCAGCUCCCUCCGCUUUUGCCCGAGGCCUCCCUGUGCUGCCUUUCCGCUUGCUUAGAAGAAGUGACUUUGGGUUAUGACUCAGGGAGAGUCAGUUAGACAAGCCCAGUCACAGAACUUGUUUAAGGGAUGGAGGGACCCAGCCUGAGGCCCAAGGAAGCAGCUGUGACAAGCUGGGCCUGGUCAGGGUGUCCCUGAGGCACUGUAGGUGAGGACUUGCCUCUGCUGGUAGGCAUACAGCCCUGCAGGUGUAGAGACAGCUCUGCAGGUGUAGACACAGCCCUGCAGGGGUAGACACAGCUCUGCAGGUGUGCACACAGCUCUGCAGGUGUGCACACAGAUCUGCAGGUGUAGCGACAGCUCUGCAGGUGUGCACACAGCUCUGCAGGUGUAGAGACAGCUCUGCAGGUGUAGACACAGCCCUGCAGGGGUAGACAGCUCUGCAGGUAUAGAGACAGCUCUGCAGGUGUAGACACAGCUCUGCAGGUGUGCACACAGCUCUGCAGGUGUAGACACAGCUCUGCAGGGUGGACACAGCUCUGCAGGUGUGCACACAGCUCUGCAGAUGUAGACACAGCUCUGCAGCUGUGCACACAACUCUGCAGGUGUAGACACAGCUCUGCAGAUGUAGACACAGCUCUGUAGGUGUGCACACAGCUCUGCAGGUGUGCACACAACUCUGCAGGUGUGCACACAACUGCAGGUGUAGACACAGCUCUGCAGGUGUGCACACAGCUCUGCAGGUGUGCACAUAGCUCUGCAAGUGUGGACACAGCUCUGCAGGUGUAGACAUAGCUCUGUACGUGUGCACACGGUCCCUGGAGCUGUCUUCCCUGCUGUACCUUCCACCCCCUUCAUGGGCAUUUGCAACCUGAGCCAAAGGGGAAUGUAACAAGUCCAGAAAUAAGUCAAAACCAGAGCCACUCAAACUUCAGUGUGUGUGCAUAGGCAUCGCCUAUUGGGCUUGUUAAAACACAGAUUCCUGGUCCCACCCCUGGAGAGUCUGGCUCAGCAGAUGGGGGAUGGGCCCAGGACUGCAUUUCUAACAAGCACCCAGAAGAGGUCCAGCCAUCACACUCUGAGAACCACUGGUCUAGACUUACAGGUCCGUUCUGCCCAUUCCCUGCUCUGCUCACUCACCUAGGGGUGGUGCCCCUGACUUCUUAGUACUCCCAGGUAGAAAGGUUUGUUGUCAGCAGUGACAUCGGACUAGCCACUGCGGGGGGAAUUGACCAUGCCUGUGACAGCAGGACCCAGCCCUGUCCACAUGGAAUGGUUGCCUAAGUCCAGGACAAAAGACAAGCCGGAGGCCUCGGAAGAGAUGUGCUGCAGCCCCUGUCCCGGCGGUGCCCUUCUGCGGUGGGCGGCUGCUUCCAGGGCUUGCCAUCUGUUUGCCACGUUUCCUGAGUCCUCGCCGACAUGAUUGAAGGAGCCACAUCACCGGCAGGUUGGCUCCCAUCAUCUGAGACUCCACAGAGGCCUGGAAGCCAACGCCCCUGCUUUUGACAGGCACAUGGUGCUUCUGAAGGAGCAGUACGGGCAGCAGGUGGUCGUGAACCUUCUGGGAAGCAGAGGCGGAGAGGAGGUGCUCAACAGAGCCUUCAAGAAGCUGCUCUGGGCUUCUUGCCAUGCAGGCGACACGCCUAUGAUCAAUUUUGACUUCCAUCAGUUUGCCAAAGGCAGGAAGCUAGAGAAAUUGGAGACCCUCUUGAGGCCACAGUUAAAGCUGCACUGGGAGGACUUCGAUGUGUUCACGAAGGGAGAGAACGUCAGUCCACGUUUUCAGAAAGGCACUUUGCGGAUGAACUGUCUUGACUGCCUGUACCGAACCAACACCGUGCAGAGCUUCAUUGCGCUUGAGGUCCUGCACCGGCAGCUCAAGACCCUGGGGCUGAGUUCAAAACCCAUCAUUGACCGCUUCGUGGAGUCCUUCAAAGCCAUGUGGUCUCUGAAUGGCCACAGCCUGAGCAAGGUGUUCACGGGCAGCAGGGCCCUGGAAGGGAAGGCCAAGGUGGGGAAGCUGAAGGAUGGAGCCCGGUCCAUGUCUCGAACCAUCCAAUCCAACUUCUUCGACGGGGUGAAGCAGGAGGCCAUCAAGCUGCUGCUGGUCGGGGACGUCUACGGCGAGGAGGCGGCAGACAAAGCGGGGAUGCUGCUGGACAGCGCGGCGCUCCUGGCAGUGACUCCCAGGAUCCUGAAAGCUAUGACUGAGCGUCAGUCGGAAUUCACAAAUUUCAAGCGGAUCCGGAUUGCCAUGGGGACCUGGAACGUGAACGGAGGCAAGCAGUUCCGGAGCAACCUGCUCGGGACGGCGGAGCUGACGGACUGGCUGCUCGACGCACCCCGGCUCUCUGGAGCUGCCGAGUCCCAGGAUGACAGCAGCCCAGCUGACAUAUUUGCUGUGGGGUUUGAAGAGAUGGUGGAGCUGAGUGCAGGGAAUAUUGUCAAUGCCAGUACUACCAACAGGAAGAUGUGGGGGGAGCAGCUUCAGAAAGCCAUCUCACGCUCGCACAGAUACAUUCUCUUGACGUCGGCACAGCUGGUCGGCGUCUGUCUUUAUAUCUUUGUGCGUCCGUACCAUGUCCCGUUCAUCAGGGACGUGGCCAUCGACACGGUGAAGACGGGCAUGGGGGGCAAGGCGGGGAACAAGGGCGCUGUUGGCAUCCGCUUCCAGUUCCACAGCACCAGCUUCUGCUUCAUAUGUAGCCACCUGACAGCCGGGCAGUCCCAGGUGAAGGAGCGGAACGAAGACUACAAGGAGAUCACCCAGAAACUCUGCUUCCCAAUGGGGAGAAACGUUUUUUCUCAUGAUUAUGUAUUUUGGUGUGGUGAUUUCAACUACCGCAUUGAUCUUACUUACGAAGAAGUCUUCUAUUUUGUUAAACGCCAAGACUGGAAGAAACUUCUGGAAUUUGAUCAACUACAGCUACAGAAAUCAAGUGGAAAAAUUUUUAAGGACUUUCAGGAAGGAGCCAUUAACUUCGGACCCACCUACAAGUAUGACGUCGGCUCAGCUGCCUAUGAUACAAGUGACAAAUGCCGCACUCCGGCCUGGACGGACCGGGUGCUGUGGUGGAGGAAGAAACAUCCCUUUGAUAAAACAGCUGGAGAACUCAACCUUCUAGAGAGUGAUCUAGAUGCUGACGCCAAAGUCAGACACACCUGGUCUCCUGGCGUCCUCCAGUACUAUGGCCGUGCGGAGCUGCAAGCGUCUGAUCACAGACCCGUGCUGGCGAUCGUGGAGGUGGAAGUUCAGGAAGUCGAUGUGGGUGCUCGGGAGAGGGUUUUCCAGGAAGUGUCCUCUUUCCAGGGCCCCCCGGACGCCACUGUUGUGGUAAACCUUCAGUCACCGACCUUAGAAGAGAAAAAUGAGUUUCCCGAGGACCUGCGAACUGAACUCAUGCAGACCUUGGGGAAUUAUGGGACAAUUGUUCUUGUCAGGAUCAACCAAGGACAGAUGCUGGUGACUUUUGCAGACAGCCACUCGGCUCUCAGUGUCCUAGAUGUGGACGGCAUGAAGGUAAAAGGCAGAGCAGUGAAGAUUAGACCAAAGACGAAGGACUGGCUGAAAGGUUUGCGAGAGGAGAUCAUUCGGAAACGAGACAGCAUGGGCCCUGUGUCUCCCACUGCCAACUCCUGUUUGCUGGAGGAAAACUUUGACUUCACAAGUUUGGACUAUGAGUCAGAAGGGGAUAUUCUUGAAGAGGAUGAAGACUACUUGGUGGAUGAACUCAGUCAGCCUGGGGUCUCAGACAGUGAAUUGGGGGGAGAUGACCUUUCUGAUGUCCCCAGCCCCACAGCAGUGGCUCUGCCCAGCAAGUCACCUGCACUCACCAAAAAGAAGCAGCAUCCGACGUACAAAGAUGACGCGGACCUGGUGGAGCUCAAGCGGGAGCUGGAAGCCGUCGGGGAGUUCCGCCACCGUUCUCCGAGCAGGUCUCUGUCGGUCCCCAACCGGCCUCGGCCACCUCACCCCCCGCAGAGACCCCCCCCUCCAACUGGUUUAAUGGUGAAAAAGUCAGCUUCAGAUGCUUCCAUCUCCUCCGGCACCCAUGGGCAGUAUUCGAUUUUGCAGACAGCGAGACUCCUGCCAGGAGCACUUCAGCAACCACCCAAGGCUCGGACUGGAAUAAGUAAACCUUAUAAUGUCAAGCAGAUCAAAACCACCAAUGCCCAGGAGGCAGAAGCAGCAAUCCGGUGUCUCCUGGAAGCCAGAGGAGGCGCCUCAGAAGAAGCCUUCAACACCAUGGCCCCGAGGGACCAAGCAUCCUCUGAACCAGAGCCUAUACCAGGGGCAGCCAAACCAGAGACCCCACAGGCACCCCCGCUCCUGCCCCGCCGGCCCCCACCCAGAGUUCCUGCCAUCAAGAAGCCAACCUUGAGAAGGACAGGAAAGCCCCUGUCACCGGAAGAACAGUUGGAGCAACAGCCUUGCCAUUUUACAAUCGGGCCCCCGGAGACAAGCCUUGAGACCCCUCCUGUCGCCACAGCUCCUCAAGUCCCUCCUGUUCCCAAACCAAGAACAUUUCAGCCUGGGAAAGUUGCAGAGAGGAGGCCAAGCCAUGGAAAGCCAGCAUCAGAUGAAGCCCCUCCUGUGGCAGGAGCCUCCAUGCCACCACCUCCAGAGGCACCAUCUCUUGUGCCCAAAGUCCCCCCGAGGAGGAAGAAGUCAGCCCCCGCAGCCUUCCACCUGCAGGUGCUGCAGAGCAAUAGCCAGAUCCUCCAGGGCCUCACUUACAACAGCAGCGACAGCGCCUCUGGUCACCCGCCUGACACGGGCACUGCAUUCCCACAAGGGGACUUUCUCAACACUUCCUCUGCUAGAAGCCCCGACAGCGAUGGCACCAAAGCAAUGAAGCUAGGGGCAGCCCCCCUUCUUGGCGAUUAUCAGGACCCCUUCUGGAACCUUCUUCACCACCCUACACUGUUGAAUAACGCUUGGCCUUCUAAGAGCUCAGACCCUUUGGACUCAGGGACCAGGAGCCCCAAAAGGGCUCCCAUUGACCCAGCAUCAGCUAGAGCUUCAGCUGCCAAGGUGGAGCUGCCACCAGAUCGUGAACACAACACCUUGGGUCACUGGUUGACAAUCGGUGACCAAGACAAGAGGACAGCACUGCAGGUAUUUGACCCACUGGCAAAAACAUGACUCCGUGGCUUUGAAGGCCGCCCUCCUGCAGAAUGCAUACCUUCUUCCCUCUAGGCAUCGCUCCACCAGAAGACACACCCAUUUAAAGGCACACUGGCUAAAACAUUUGUGCAUCUGUCACUUGCGUAGUUUACAAAAAUUGUGUCUCUUAUUCAGUAAGAUGGUUAGCCACCAAAAGAUAUUUCAUUCAAGACUUGUUCAUCUGAAGUUUCCUCUUAAAGGAAUGGGAACCUUCCUGUUAAAUUCGGUGUAUGGAUUUUAAGCAAGGACAUCUAGCUGAUGAGGCCCGAGAAGUUCUUGCCCAUUGAAUUUUUAAAUGGUCAUUCAGUUCAUGUUGUCUUUUGUCUUUUGUUUUAUUUGUAUUUUACAGAUUUGGAAUAACAUUUUGGAGAGCUACCUGAAGGUUGAUGUAUAAAGUAAGGAUUCGAGAAAGAGGUCUUUGGGACCAUUAAUAGCUGCCCUGGCCCACUUAAACAAGGUUACAAAAAGUCAGAGUAGGAAGCAGCAAAUAGGUCAGCCUCAUGACUAGACUGUACAUUCCCAUGAGCCCUCGUGUUUAACUGUAUCCAUGUGUAUUAACCUUGAUGUGUGAAUCCCCGGGAAGCUGGUGUCAUACACCGUUUUGCCUCUAAAGUAUAUACUGUUAGCUUAACCUUAGCUUCAACUAGCUGAAGACUCCUGUGCCAUCUCUUAGACAUUGCAUGCCCUAUCAAUUACUAUAAUCCUGGGCCAUGGCGUGCUACUGAAACCAAUUUUUAGCCACCAUCUAGUCCUUAUUAAAUGAAACCUCAUGGAUUCUUUGUUCCACUUAUAUUCCAUACAUACCACAUAAAAGCACAGUGUGAAAACUCAUGCUGGCAUGGGAUAUUGAUUCUCGUUGUUAGAAAAUGGAGAGUAUUUCAGCCUCGUCUGACCGGCUGGAGCUUCAGGGUGGAAAGUACUAUGUGUCCGUGCAUCUAAGAAUCCCCAGGGCAGUGUUUCUGGGUUUCCUUGUCUGUAUGUUUAUUAGGUUUAUUUCUUGCCUAUUCAUUUUACCCACAUUUCCAACACCACUUCUCACCUAUUCGAUAACUGAAAAAGACAUUACCAUAAUGUUUUACAUUUCUAUAGUAAUGUGACAAGGUCUAGCAUCCAUUUGGAGCAGAUAUUAAUAAGAAGUUCACUGGUGAAAUCUUAUUGUGUCACUUGUCGUAUCUGGGAGCCUUUCAUGUCACAGACUUGUACAGCAGUGAUAAAGUGUCGUUCCUCACAUGACUGGGAAUGUCUGUCCUAAAUGCUCACACUAGGACGGUAAGGAUCAUCUUGCCCGGGCUGUGCCACUGUCCUGUUACCAAUUAGACCUCUGGAAUUUCAGAGUUAGUUUUCAUUGUCACUAUCAAAAUGUAUUGUAGAUUACUUAAAUCUGGCAAUCAAAACAAAAGCUACAACAGGCAUCUCUUUUCAUCUGAAAACUAAUACCGGGAAAAGGAUAAAAGAAAAAGGAAUCCAUGAUCCACAGAGCUAAACAGAUAAGAUGCAUAGUUGACCAGACAUAAAAGGGGGUGUUUAGGUGGUCAGGAUGCCUUUGGCGGCAUUUACGUGCUUUAUGUGAUACUUACCUCCAUAACAAGAGAAAUAAAUGGAAUGGUCCUUAAUAGAGUUUAGGGGAGCGCCCAAGAUGGGUUGCUUGGAGAAGCUGAUUUGCCAAGAUGCACAUCGCUACUAACAAGCAAGAGUCAGAAAUGAAGUGAAAUUGAAGAAUUUAUUCAAAUGCUCUUUUCCUUAUCACCUCUUUUCUCACCAAAAAGGAGGUAAAUUUGAAAACAGAAAAAUGUAACAACCAGUCAGGAAAAGUGAGCUCCUCUACUGCCUGCAGUGCUGAAAAUAGAUCUCAUUUUUAGGUUUUCUCUUUGUUCCGGAGAGCAAAUAAAUGGGACAGAGAAUAAAAUUUCUGUUAAGAUAGGUGCUCAUCUCCUAAGUAGUGAAUCCAAAAAGUUACAAGGAGUUUAAGAGUUAAAUAUUAUUUGAUGAUGGCUGUCAAAUUUAGUGAACAACACAGAUUGGAUUUUGAGUUGGUGAUAUGUGGUUCUCAACCAGAAUUCUCUUUAAAAAAAAAAAAAAAAGAGGACAAUUGGAAUUGCCUUAUUUUUAAAAUUAAUGCUUACUAGUUGGUAGCAUUCCCAGGUCAGCAGCAGAGCUGAUUAAAUAAUCUUGACAGUGAGCAGCUGCCAUCUUGGGGAUUUCGUCCUGUGGUUUUUUUAAAGGUUUCAUCUUUGAUGCUACCAUCCAGGACUUCUGUGACCUUGUAGCUUACUUUGUUACUGCUGUUCUCUAACGUGAUGGACUGCUUUAGGUACUUGACAACUCACCAUUGCCUCCCUGAUCCAAGCAUAGUACCUUUUACAUCAUCAUCUUCUCAGACUUCUUGCCUGUUCUUAAAAUUUGUUUUGGUUAAUGGCUGAAUUAGGACAUCAGCUCAAGCAAUUCCUGUAACAGUUUAAAGUUGUUGAAGUUCAAGGCACAUAAUAAAAUUCUCCCUAAUGUGUGUAUAAGUAUAAACAAAGUAAUGUAUCAAAGCAUUCAGUUUACAAUGAAAUCAUUUCAUUGGGAAGAAAAGCUGCAAAGAUUAUUGGGGAACUAGUGAUUAAUAAAAUCCUGUAAUAUUUUUUGAAGUGAAAAUUUGUACUGAAGUUGCACAUGAUACCUAUUAAAUGUUUUUGUCUUUUUU
Molecule: messenger RNA, 9567 nt
Organism: Saimiri boliviensis boliviensis (Bolivian squirrel monkey)
Lineage: Eukaryota; Metazoa; Chordata; Mammalia; Primates; Cebidae
Gene: SYNJ2
Product: synaptojanin 2
Biological process (GO): synaptic vesicle endocytosis; phosphatidylinositol dephosphorylation
Cellular component (GO): perinuclear region of cytoplasm; presynapse
Molecular function (GO): phosphatidylinositol-4,5-bisphosphate 5-phosphatase activity; SH3 domain binding; RNA binding
Source: RefSeq, a predicted model, not a curated record